Linum trigynum is the source of this 3262-nucleotide messenger RNA. The record is from the annotation of a GenBank genome assembly. Lineage: Eukaryota; Viridiplantae; Streptophyta; Magnoliopsida; Malpighiales; Linaceae.
UUCCAAAAUCCAGCCCUCCUACGCAUCCACAUCAGCACCCUUUCCACCAAUCAGAUUUUUUCUUAACUUCCCUUUCCACCAAUCAGAUGUUUUCGUAACUUCUUUUUUUCUUUUCAUUAUAAUUUUUCUUUGUAGUUAUUCUGUACUCCAAUUAGAUUGUGCUACUUAACACACACUCUCUCUCUUAUUUUUCAAUCACCAUACUAUUCUUAUUCGAUCCACAUUUUUUCCGCUUCAACUCCGAAUUUAAAUAUUGUUGCGCAAAAAAAUCAGAUUUUAUGUGAUCUACUCAAUGAUACCCAUUUUGAUAUAAGUUGCAUUUUUUUUCUUUCAAAAACAUUAUCACAAUCAUAUAUUCACCAGUCACUCUCAUAUUCGAUAGUUGCUAAACUAUAUCAAUAUCAUUCAAUUCUACCAUCCUAAAACAAAUUUCUUAUUCUAAUCUGUUACUAAAUUAUAUCAAUGUUUAAUUUUGUACUAUCAUAAUAAUAAUGCACAACAAUUUCAUGGGUGUUAAAAUAUUGUCGUGUGAUACAAACUAAAUUACCUUAAAGAAAAAUCACUUCCGGCCAACUGAUCAAGCUCAAAGGUACACAUGAUUUGGGAUGACAGACAACAAUAAUAGUCUGAACAAAAUAGACAAUGUAGGAGAAAAAAUAUUUCAAUAAGAAUUUCAAUAAGAAUUAUUAUGGUCUUUUAGCCCAAGGUUGUGAACAACCUAAGUCACAAAAUUUUUAAGAGUUGCAUGGAUCCCUAACAAUGUCUACGGCCCAUAAGUUCGGACCUCGAGCCCAACCCAUUUUCACUCAACAAUAACCAGUCAACUAAGUACUAACGAGCCCAAGCAAGUGACAUGAAUUUGACUGAAUGAUUUGUGAUGGUAAACAGGGGUGGCUAUACGGUCCGGUCCGGUUAAAUUGGACCAAAUUGAUCCGGUCUAGUCCGGUCUUUUCGGGAAUAUAAGGACUAAAGAUUGGAUUGGAUACAGUCCGGUCUUGAUCCCGUCCAGUCUUGAUCCGGUCCAGUGUUGACUCGGUCUGGUCCCAAUUUUAUCUUGAUUUUUGGUGUAGGGGUCUUUUAUCCGGUCUUUAUCCGAUUUUUUUACCUCAAAUCUAAGCCCGAAUAUGAGAUUGCAUUGUUUGCUUUCCGGUCCCAAUCCAAUCACGAUCCGGAUUAUACGGUCCGAUUUCGAGUAAAACCAAACAAUCCGGGACCAAAUAACCCGCACUAAUUGUAAAUACCGUAGUUCCAUUCUUCCCACUUCCCAGUAUGCAAUCCAACUGGCAACUACCCCACCCAAAUAAGGUAAACUUGAUUAGUGAUUAGCAUCACGGGGCUACCACCGUCAGCUCACUACUCUCACUCUCAAUUCUCAAGUCUCAAUCGAUCUAUAUCUUGUCUCUCUACCUGUACCAUUACCAAUUUACCAUCCACCUCCAUUACCUUCCUUCUAUAUUUCAUAUUCACACUGCUCGUCUUAUGAUGUCGCAGUUAAGUCUCUAACCAAAAGUUCGAUAAACCCACCUUUUUCCAGGUAAUUUUAGACAGCCCAUCAUUAAAGAACCAGAUGCUCAGCUACCCAAAAGCCCACCAUUAUGGCACAAUGAGUAUACUAGUAUAGUUUAGGGUAUUGACUUGUGGAGCCAUGACUGUCUGAGUUGCUGGCAGACUGGAUUGCGGUUUGCUGCUCAGUUCACCCCCUCUUCAAAAAAGUUGGAAUUGGACAAAACCCGAAAAAAAAGCAGCCGAGAAAGAUCGAAACCUCUUCCCACUUUAGCUCUCUUUCUCCCCACCGCAAAGCAAUUUGUCGGUCUCUUCCCAAUUCAUCUCUUCUUGUGCUCUGCCAACCCGUUUCGCCUUUAACAAUGGAUCCCCAUCUCCUUCUCUUCCUUCUUCUCUCAACAUCUUCCCUCUCAGGAAUUGAGUCGGCGGCUACUUUCAAGCUCACAAACCUCUGCCGCCAAACAAUCUGGCCGGGGCUGCUCUCCGGCGCCAACACCGCCCAGCUCCCCACCACCGGUUUCGCCCUCCGCCCGGGGAAAUCCAGAGCAAUUUCCAUCCCCUCCGGCUGGUCCGGCCGCAUAUGGGGGCGGACCCUCUGCGGGACCGCCGACGGGAAAUUCUCCUGCCUCACGGCCGAUUGCGGCUCCGGGAAGGUCGAGUGCGGCGGGAGCGGGGCCAAGCCGCCGGCGACCCUAGUCGAAUUUACCCUCAACGGCGCCGACGGGCUGGACUUCUACGACGUCAGCUUGGUCGACGGCUACAACCUCCCGAUGCUGGUUUUCCCGCAGAAGGUGACCCGCGGGGGUUGCGGCGCCACCGGGUGCUUGAUUGACCUCAACGGCGCGUGCCCCAAGGAGCUGAAGGUGGUGGCGCGUGAUAAGGGUAGGGUCGGCGGUGUCGCGUGCAGGAGCGCGUGUGAGGCGUUUGGGGAUCCCAGGUUUUGCUGCGCUGAUGCCUACUCCACGCCGGAGACUUGCUCGCCGUCGGUGUAUUCGCUGUUUUUCAAGUACGCUUGCCCGCGAUCGUAUAGCUACGCGUAUGACGACAAGACCAGUACGUAUACCUGUGCCAAUACGGACUACACCAUCGUAUUCUGCCCCCGGCCGUACACCAGCCAGGAAGUUCUGGGAAGAAGGAAAGAUGGGGCAUCCCUGCCACUGGUUAACAAGACGUCCAUGUACUGGCCAAGCAGACAUCCCAAUGGUGCUUUCUCUUCAGUGAGAUAGCAGUGUAGACGAGGUGCAGCAGCUGACGAGAGUAUAGAAGUACGACAACACGUUCCAACGAUCUGCUGCGAUCCUGGCUGAUACUCCCUGAGCAUGACGUAGGUUCUGUAAACAGACAUGAAGUGAGGAGGCGAUCGAAGUGCAGCACGCCAACCUAAAUUCCACGACGAAAUUUUGUGCAAUUCCAUACGCCUUAACUAACUACGAUACACUAACUUUCAGCAUUCAGCAACAAUGAAGAAUGAGGAAGGGGAUACAAUUGGGUUUCAGUUCAAUCCCUACUGUUCAGUUCAUUCUGAAUGUCAAUGUAUUCUCUAAUUACUUCAUCAUUGGACUGCGCAUAACUGUUGUGAGUUUUCUUGUUGAAGUCAUGUUUGGAAAACCAUACAAUAUCAAAUUCGGUUCGGUUCAGCAUUUCACACAAGACCGCAUUUCACACAAGACCGAAUUUGUGAGAAUACUUGUAUCUUCUUCAUUUUAAAUUAUUUUUCAACCCUAAUGGCUAAUGUAAACAAUAAAUAUACAAUUAUAUG